AGCGCCAUCUUGUGAUAGUUUUACUUUAUUGCAGCUGAGUUUUAACCGUCCCCAAAAAUACUGGAUUUAUUAGGAUCAAACAUACUUUUAGAAAGGUUUGAGCACGAGGCUUGUUUGUUUAUUUUGUAUGCUAGAUGCUUACACGUUUAUAGAUGUAUAACUGCAAUACGCUUCAAAAGAUUAAACAGCAGGUUAAAUAGCAGGUCAUUGCCCUCGCUGCCACUGGAGGGCACUGUGCAAACCUGCUGGCUCUUAUGAUAUGAAGGGUCCCGUUGCUGCGCGAUAAACCACGCUACUUACUACUUUUCUUUCUUCAGAAAGUUUGACAGAAUUUGUCUUUUAUCUGUUGUUUUUCUCCUUUUAUUAGACAGUAUUAGACUGCUGUUUUGUUCACUCUGUUGUUCCUUGGGUUCACUUUAUUUGGACGUUGUUGGUGAUUGUUGAUUCUGGUAGUCUUAUUUUCUUUUUUAUUCAUUUUCCCACCCAAAAAAGUGAUUAUUGCAGUAGUUAUUGUUAGCUUUUAACAACAAUUGUUUUUGUUUUCUUUGUUCUGUCAUGUCUGUCUGUUUCCUUUCCCCUGUUGUCUUUGUGGGGUUAUCUGUUGGAUCACACUCACCUGUUGGUAAUUAGCUUCACUUGUGUCACCUGGUGCUCCCUGUGUAUAUAUAUACCCCUCUCCCUCACUCUGUCUUGGUUGAAUCAUUGUAUCUGUUCCUGUGCUCAGCUUAGUGUGUCCUUUGAGUUCUUAGUUUGUACUUAGGUCUAUAGUCUGGUUUAUGCCUUGUUCCUGGUCUUGUGAAGAAGAAGUGCCGGGACGCUUCAUGACAGUGACGUCGUGGUGUUACAUCGGCGGACCUCUGCGUGGGAAGAAAAAUUGUAUCUACCGCGAAAAAAUUCCACAUCAAAUCUGAACAAGCACCUAGCGAGCCGGCCAAGGAAUGUGAAAUUUUUUGGGAAACCCCGGGUCUCCCUGCUGACAUUACUGCUGCCGGUACGACAUCCAGUUUCACCGAAUCGUUAGACUCUUCUGCUGAACAGUGGUGAGAACUGCACAUUGCACAACUCGUUCGAUUUGACGGAGAGAGCCAAACGGGGGAAAAAAAAAAAAAAAAUCGAACAGGAUCAAAGUUCGCUGACACCCAGCAACAAUCAGGUGCUUCGUGAGAAGAAAAAAAAAAUGUCUGGCCUCGCUCCACGGACGGAAGAAUGAAGCUUCUAGAAACUUUUUUUCAGGACAGGGAGAAUCGUACCCCUGUGAUUGUCUGGGGGUUCAGGAGAGAUCUGGUUGCAAGACAAGACCAAUCAUUUGUCUUGAUAAUCUGGGCUGAGAGCAGGCAAACAGAGGAUGCCAGGACGAGCAACCCCUCCAUCAAGACCUGAUCUAUUCCCCGACACAAUUUAGUGUAUUCAUGAGGUUACGCAAAUGUGGAGGCAGCAAAAUUACCGUAAUCAAUUGAAACAGCAAGUGCGCAUCUAUGGCUCUGAUUAUUUGAAGAUCUAUCAGCCUGAUGUCUAUGUAACGAGGAGAGGGGGGCACUGAAUAACUGCCGAGUUCCUCUGAGAAGUCCAUGAUCAUUGGGCAAAGGGAGUUUGGUCAGUGAUAACAGGGUUUCUUGGUCUGGAGACGCAGGUAUUUCCAACUAACAUUAGAUCGCUGGCCGUGUCCUGCCGAAGGGUGCUGUUUUGAAACCAAAACCCACACUGUCCAUACGAGCCGGUGCCGAUUUGCGCACUAUCUGUGUCCUUUUUUUUUUUUCACCUGACAAAGGGGGUAAAAAUAAAAGUCACACGGGAAGAGGAUAAACGAAGAAUGGAGGUCAGAUACAACCAAGAUGCCGACGGGAUGGUGCUGAAGAAUGGACUUAAGGAGGGGAAGGACAACAAGGAGACCCAGGGAAGCUUGUCCAAAAGCUUCCUCAAGGAGCAGCAGGGCUCCUUUUCCCCCUCUGGGACUCUGGACAACUGCGAGAAGAACAGAGGAAACGCAGGAGACCCGGACUAUUGCAGACGGAUACUUGUCAGAGAUGCUAAAGGUUCAAUCCGUGAGAUUAUUCUGCCAAAGGGGCUGGAUUUGGACCGACCAAAAAGAACCCGCACCUCCUUUACCGCAGAGCAGCUCUACCGUUUAGAGAUGGAGUUCCAGAGGUGCCAGUACGUGGUCGGGAGGGAACGUACCGAGCUGGCCCGCCAGCUCAACCUGUCUGAAACUCAGGUAAAAGUCUGGUUUCAGAACCGACGCACCAAGCAGAAAAAGGACCAAGGCAAGGACUCGGAGCUCCGUUCGGUGGUUUCCGAAACAGCGGCGACCUGUAGCGUGUUAAGACUGCUGGAGCAGGGGCGGCUCCUGACGCCUCCUGGCCUCACUGGCCUGCUGCCACACUGCAGCAGCGGAACCCUGGCCUCCGCUUUGCGCCCUCCAUCUAUGGUGAUGGCCAGUAAUGGCAGUAGUAGCAGCAACGGCAGUGGCGGAGGCAGCGGCGGCGGCGGCGGUGGCGGCACGGCUAGCGAGCCUCCUUUACCGACGGUCACCAGUUCGGGGACGGUCGCAGGCCUGCAGGGCUCACCUGCAGCGCAUGGUCUCUUCAGCUUCCCAAUGCCCUCCUUACUUAAUGGCGUUGCCACAAGAAUUUCUUCAAACCCUCUCUCCAUGGCCGGCUCGCUUGCUGGCAAUUUGCAGGAACUUUCCGCGCGCUAUUUGAGCUCCUCGGCGUUUGAACCUUAUUCGCGGACCAUUGGCAAGGAAUCGGUGGACAAGAAAAUCCUGGAAUGAUUCGUGGACUGCUUUUCUGUGUCUGUUCUCUGUGUGUCUCGGUCGUUUUUCAUGGCUAACGCUGUGUCUGUUUGGCUUUGCACAGUCUAUUUCAAACGUCUGUUAUUUCGCAGUUUGUGUCACAUUUUGUUCAAGGUGAAGCCUGUUUAUCACAAAUGUACGUGUGUGUGUUCCGUGCGAGAUAUUCAUGUGGGGCACCUGGUUGUUGCGGACGGUAAAACCACCAAAUUUUCCUUUAUUAUUAUUCAUUCAAUGAUCUGCAGUCCUGCCGGCUCUUAAAAAUAAGGAUAUGAUGAAGCUUAUUUAUAAGAGUCCCAAUUUUUGGUCAUUUUCUAUGACAGGAAAACUCUCAGCGACACAAGUUAUUCCUUAAAAAAAUCAACGUUUUUAACACUGAGGCCUUUGGAACCAUAACUUGAAGUUUCCCGCUCGCUUGUAUGAGUUUACUGAAGAACCGCUGCAAACCUCAGCAAGUUAAAGGCCAAUAGUGUAGGAUAGGCGACAGGUUUUUUUUUGGUCUGUGUGUUUGGAAAGUCACUGUGGUCAGUAUACAGAGAAACCAUACAAGAUGACAAACCUGGCCACAUAUAAAGUUGUUUAAGCCUUUUUUUUUUUAAUGUUGUGUUUAAAGCAGUGGUUCCUAAAAUCUCUCUACUGGGCCAUUCCCGCACCCCCACUCCGACAACCCCAAAAAACACAAAACAAAAAAUAAGGAUACUUUUUUUUUUAGACUUCAACUGUUUUUCGCACCUUAAACGUAUCCAUUUUAUGCUAGCAUUGCCAACUUUGGAUUUUGCCACUGCUGCUCUGAGCAGAUCCAAGGGGGGCGACGGCAAAAUCAAGAGGAAGAUUUAAAAAAACUAUAUUUUAAACAGAUAUUUAUUCGACGCCACCUUCAACCAAUCCUUUUUUUUUUUGUUUUUUUUUAACAGUCAUUUGUUAUACAUUUACAGCGUUGGAUCAUAUGCUGCGUUACGUUUCAUUCAUGCAUUCCACCUCCCGCCGACCCCCCCUACAAUGUCACUCCACCCCCCUCAGGGAGUGCGUCCCCUACUUUGGGAACCUCUGGUUUAAAGUGUACUGCAAGACCAGUGCCAAAACACACUCGAGCACAUUUGACGAAUGCAAACCUCUUCUUUUGAUUCCUCACCAAAAAAAAAAAAAAAAAAAAAAACAAAAAACCACAAGUUGACACAUCUUUUUGUUUUAAUGGAUAAAGUAAAGAAAAGGAAAACUCAAAUCCACAAGGGUGUUGUCAAACAGUUUGGUAGUUUAGUUGUUGAAUGUUGUUUUUUCCUGUAGUCUAGUGAGAAUUUAAAAAAAAAAAACAAACAAAAAGAAAAAACAUUUUGCAGAUAAAGUGCGGCAAGACUGUGAUUGUGAUAUCUAUCACCGCAAAAUUCUGUGCAAUUUCUGUUCCAUUCAAAGAGCCAAAGCAAAAGAGAGUUGUAGAAAGGACACUGAUAAUGAGCUUUCCAGCGUUAGGGAGACGCUUUUGUCAUGAGUACAGUACAAGGAUUUAGGAUUGUCAUUUAAUAUAUAUAUUAAAAAAAAAAUGUUUGUGUAUCAAAAUUCACAAAAAAAAAAAAAAAAAAAAAAAAGGGAAGGGAUUCAGGAAGGCUGACGCUCACCGGCACUGGCUGAAAAUGUAACAGUGUAAAAAAAAAAAAAAAAAAGUAUUGGAAACAAGGGAGUACCUUCAAAUUGUUAUUUUAUUGUAAAUUAUUUCAUUCUGUAAUUAAUAGAUAAUUAGUAUAUGGGGAAUGAAUGAGCGGAUGAAUGUAGGGUGGUGACACAAGUUCUCUGGUGCUGUCGUUGUGAAAUAUCUUGAAAUUUUGUGAAACGUGAGGUGAAAAGUGUGCAUAUAUAAUAUGAAUAUGGAAGCCGACGAGGUGUGUUCUUUUUUUUUCCUUCUCGUGUUUCACCCAUAUUAAUUACUCUUAUGUUAAUUCUAUUUGAAUUCAUGCAGUUGAACUCACCUGACGUGUGGGAAUGUUUUCACACCAUUUUUUUUUUUUGGUAAUGUGAUCUGGUAAUGUCGUUGCAUUACUGGUGGACCCAAAAAAUGUUUUCGAACGGGCUGCAAGUUGGAUUGUUAGUUUGUCUUACAAUUUAUUUUAUUAUUUAUUAUCAUAAAAUGUCUGAAAAAACACUCAAAGAAAUUGCCUGUCCUUGAUAUAUUUAAGACGGUGUCAUCCAUGACAGUGGAAUGGCUGCAUUUAAUCUUUUUUUUUUUUUACUAAUAAACCACUCACAUUUCUGUAGUUGAGGCUGGAAGGUAUUUUCUAGAAGAAGCAACAGGACUUAAACCUAGACGGAAAAAAAAAAAGAUGGCCGCUCAUCUGUUAGCUUCUACUGUUAUAUGGCGGGCGUACAUGUUGGUGUGGUUCCACGCGUUACUGUUAAUGUUGGCUGCCAUUUUGACAUCUAAUGUUAUCAUGUUACAUGUUAGCAACUUUCCUGCUAAUAGCGCCCCUCUGGAAUGCAGAGGGGAGACUUAGUGAUCUGCUCCAGGGCUGAAGCUAACAUUAGCUUCCGGGGCUAACUCCCUUCACUUUGUGCUUGUCGGCAGCAGAAAUAAACAGAAACAGGGAAAUUUGGGGUCAUUAUUAUUAGCCACACCAACCACAACAGAACAUAAACAGCUCCUGUAUAACCAACUCACACUUGCAGCAUGACAGGGCUCAAACUGCUCUCAACUUUCGCUAGCGUUCUCUCUUGCGCCUCCC
Molecule: messenger RNA, 5499 nt
Organism: Cynoglossus semilaevis (tongue sole)
Lineage: Eukaryota; Metazoa; Chordata; Actinopteri; Pleuronectiformes; Cynoglossidae
Gene: vax1
Product: ventral anterior homeobox 1
Exons: 5
Coding region: 1811-2770 (319 amino acids)
Biological process (GO): central nervous system development; regulation of transcription by RNA polymerase II; brain development
Cellular component (GO): nucleus
Molecular function (GO): DNA-binding transcription factor activity, RNA polymerase II-specific; RNA polymerase II cis-regulatory region sequence-specific DNA binding
Source: RefSeq, a predicted model, not a curated record